AUGUCAGUAGAUCAGACGAUAUCGGAACUUAGUGGCACAUUGGCACAGCUCAGCACUCUAGUAGCACAUAUUAACGGACAAAUUAAUGGUAUUACGAGUAGAAUCAAUCUCACUUUGGAUAAUUUUGACCAGGCAGUGGCAAACAUCGCAAAAGAUGCUGGAUCUGUGACGUAUCAAGUUGGAGACUCAGUCUCACAGGUGCCGAAUUCGUGGGUGUUCUACAUGCUGUUCAUCACUUUGAUCGUUGUGUUCAUACUGUUAUCAGUUGUCCUAACACUAAAUCUGAUAACGAAAGUCCAUGCGAUCGUGCGAAUCGUGAACAGCAAAGACGGGACGGAUAGAGCGCUCAUAUCCACCAGGGAGGAUCCCAGAUACGACAAAUCUUCCCAUAUCGAAGGCGUCACUCCUUACACACCGUACAGUCAAAACUCGCACUAUACACCGCCAAUGACAAAUGUGAGAAAUCAAGUGUCCAUACCAAUGGAGCACGAACCUCGACGUGUUGGGAUGCAACCGAUGAGACGGGAUUCUGCCGAUGUUGAACCACGCCCCUACCAGAGACGAAUAGACGAACCGGCUAAGUACAGCCCGGAUUCAACUUCGCCGUACACGAGAAGUCUUGAAGUUUAA
Necator americanus (New World hookworm) is the source of this 630-nucleotide messenger RNA. RefSeq lists its product as uncharacterized. The coding region runs from base 1 to 630 and encodes 209 amino acids. Lineage: Eukaryota; Metazoa; Nematoda; Chromadorea; Rhabditida; Ancylostomatidae. The transcript is spliced from 5 exons. The record is from RefSeq and is a predicted model, not a curated record.